Bactrocera dorsalis (oriental fruit fly) is the source of this 1665-nucleotide messenger RNA. RefSeq lists its product as uncharacterized. Lineage: Eukaryota; Metazoa; Arthropoda; Insecta; Diptera; Tephritidae. The record is from RefSeq and is a predicted model, not a curated record. The transcript has 3 exons. The coding region runs from base 332 to 1537 and encodes 401 amino acids.
UACAAAGGCAAAAAGGUCGCCCUGGUAGCAUGGCCGGUGCUGACAUGGUAUUGUAUCGGCGACAAAACAGAGCAGAUCACCGCAUUGAGAAAGAAAUGUCUAGAAAAAGGAAACAUCAACAAAUGUCGGAAGUGAAUCUCGAACUCAACGAAGAUUUUGGUAUGGACUAUGAAGAAGAUAUUGGUGAAAGUGAGCCUGAAGUAGCGGAAACCAAUGUGAAAAAAAUACAGAACAAACUGCUUCAACUUGUAUUAACAGGGGAAGAAAACAUUUUAUCACACCGCGAUUGCUUUCAGCACUUGAUAGCGCCAAAGUAAGCGAUGGAAAGGCGAUGCACAUUCUGAUGGCGACUGCAGAAGCAUUGGGCCAUUGCACUAGCGACUUGGUAGUCAAUCGUUCUACUCUCCAUAGACUGAGGGAAGAGCAUCGCAGAAAAGAAACACAGAGGAUUCAAGAGAGUUUUAUUGACAAAAUAAGUGAUACACAAGCAAUGGUCGUCCACUGGGAUGGUAAAGUAUUGCCAGAUCUAAUUGAAAAAAUAAAAGUUGAGCUAAUUGCAGUGCUUGUUAGUUAUAAUGGCGAAUCCAAAUUUCUAGGCGCUCCAAAACUUAUAUCUGCCACUGGUGAAAAUAUAGCUACAGCCGUUUUUGAUACACUUAGUAAAUGGAAUAUUUUAGAUCGCGUAGAAGGCAUGUCUUUUGACACCACGUCCACUAAUACUGGUCCAAUGAAUGGAGCAUGCGCUCAAUUGCAACGCAUGUUAGGAAGAAAUUUGUUGACGUUACCAUGCCGUCACCAUAUUCUAGAAAUAUACUUACGUAGUGUAUUCGACCUGCAUUUCAAAGUGACUCAAGCACCAGAAGUCUCAAUUUUCGAGAGAUUUGCCAAAGCCUGGCCAAAUAUUGACACUUCAUCAUUUAAGAGUGGGCUCGACUGUGAAGAUAUAAAAUCUCAUAUAAGUGAUGGCAUCUGCAAUGACAUCAAACAAUUUUGUCAUUCACAAUUACAAAAAACUUUUGUUCGUGCUGACUACAAAUUUUUACGUCUAGUACUUACAUUUCUUGGUGACAAAGGUGGUAAAUUUAAAACACCCGGAGUUACAAGUCAUGCACGUUGGAUAACAAAGGGAAUAUAUUCCUUGAAAAUAUUUCUUUUUCGUGAUCAAUUUCACUUGAGUAAAGCUGAAUUAAAAGGCUUAAGUCAAAUUUGCGUUUUUUUAGUGCGUUUAUAUAUAAAAGCUUGGUACAAAUGCUCUAAUGCAAUUACCUCUCCCCUGCAUGAUUUAAACUUUGUAAAAGAAUGUAUUAAUUAUGAAAAAGUGGACCCAAGUAUUUCUUCGGAAUUGCUGAGAAAAAUGCAACAACACAUGUGGUAUAUGUCAGAGGAAAACGUCGCAAUGGCUUUCUUUGAUUUCAAUGUUUCUGUAGAUGUUAAGAAAAAAAUGGUAAAAAAUUUAAAAUCAGAAGAGCCAACUAUUAAACUACAAAACAAUCGCAAAAUAAAAAAAAAGGUGCGUGGAGUCCCUACGCGCGGAUGAAGUUAUACUUCUUAGUGAUAUUCAGAAAUGCAUAUCAUUUUGUAUGAAAGAAAACUAGAAAACUUAAAUUCACAUUUUAUAAAUUUAUUAUGCACAUAAAAUGAAGAAUAAAGCAAAGUCUAAAUGAA